AUUCAUUACAACGAGAUUGAAGUACAUCAGCUUAAAGAUGAGAACAGCCAGUGGAGGGGAGAAAAAAUAAAAUUAGAAGAAUCGUUGGUACAGGAGAAGGCAAAGCGAUUGCGAGUGGAUAAAAAGCCUGAGAAGCUCUCGAGAAAGCUGAGAAGAAAGGGGCCUUUACGAUAAAAAAAAUUUAUUCAGUUGGCCAAAAAAGUGAUUACAAAUGGAAAAAAAGGUAGAGGCCCAGCUAAGAAGAAGUUUAAUGACUAUUCUAAGCACCAUCAAAAGAGAAUUAAAACCAACUGAAGGAGGAGUGUCAAACUACACUCUCCUUUCUUGGGCUGUACAAUUUUGUUGCAGCCAAAAUUGAAGUCCUCAACACUGAGAGACUAAUCAAUCAAUGAAACUUUCAAUCUUGUUGAUGAGACGGGAGCCGCUGCUGGACCAUUUACAGAGUCUGUUAAACCCAAAGGCCCUAAAAAUAAUCACAAAAUGAUGACAUUGAUAACAUAAAUAUGUGGCUCUGCCUCGAAAAGAUAAAUUCAUAAUCCGUUCUGUUUUUCAAAUGAGGCCUUUUGGCAUGAUAAAAUUGCCAUUACAGAAGGCAUAAAAUGAUCUCCUCAAAAUAAAUAUAUUCCAUGAAAGAAGGCUAAUGAUCUCCUCAAUAUAAUUAAUGAGCUAAACAGUGAAUGGAACUUGAAACCAACACCAGGAGAUGCUGAAGGUGUUCAGUUAGAAUUUGCAGAAAGCUUGCAAGAGCACAUUGUUAGGCUUCAGAAGAAUGGAGAAAUCAAUGAUGGAGAAACUAUUAAGAAGCUUAGUGGUGAUGGUACAAAUAUUGGAAAGGGGCUGAGAAGAAGUGAUGCUAUUGAGAAAAAAAACCUCUGAUGGAUUCCCAAGAGAUAAAUAUAAACACAUAGCAUGUUAUGAAGAAUUUAUCAAAAGUAUGGGAAUCACUUUUAAUUUUAAAUCAACAAAGAGAGCAAAAAGCUGGAAUAUAGAGAUCUUACUGGACCAGAAUAAUUGAAACUCUUUCAGAAUAUAAACAUUCCGACCUAUGCUUGUCCCUCAUUGCAGUCAAAACUAAGACAUACAAGUGAUCUGGGCUAAAUUUAUGGACAUAAUUGGUGAUUUGAAGCUAGAUUUUACAUCUGAAGAGGGUAUUCUUGAAUUGCAAAGAAAUUUAAAAUCAUGGUUUGAGCACUUUCUCAAAGUUUACUAAGCAAAAGAUGUCACUCCCUACAUGCAUGCACUAUGUUAUCAUGUUCCUGAGUUCCUGUCACUUUAUCAGAAUAUAGCAUAUUACACACAGCAAGGCUAAUGGAAAAAUAAAAUAAAGCUUCUAAAGAUUUCUUCAGAUCCACAAAUCACAAAGGGGUUCACCCUCAAACAACUGUUUCUGAAGAAAAACAGGAUUCAGUUCCUAAAGGCAGGGGUUAUGAAAGGGUUAAGAACACCUACAAAUGCAAUA
This is a messenger RNA of Pocillopora meandrina, 1459 nucleotides long. NCBI's taxonomy places the organism in Eukaryota, Metazoa, Cnidaria, Anthozoa, Scleractinia, Pocilloporidae. The record is from the annotation of a GenBank genome assembly.